This is a messenger RNA of Microplitis mediator, 1395 nucleotides long. It is a transcript of the gene Alg7, whose product is annotated as UDP-N-acetylglucosamine--dolichyl-phosphate N-acetylglucosaminephosphotransferase. The record is from RefSeq and is a predicted model, not a curated record. Gene Ontology annotation, molecular function: UDP-N-acetylglucosamine-dolichyl-phosphate N-acetylglucosaminephosphotransferase activity. Bases 105 to 1325 code for a protein of 406 amino acids. Gene Ontology annotation, biological process: dolichol-linked oligosaccharide biosynthetic process; protein N-linked glycosylation. Gene Ontology annotation, cellular component: membrane. The transcript is spliced from 7 exons. Lineage: Eukaryota; Metazoa; Arthropoda; Insecta; Hymenoptera; Braconidae.
AUAUAGUAUAUGUUUAUUGUGAUGUAAGCAGCUGGCAGCUGUUAACAGCCGGUGAAAAUUUUUAUAAAUAUUUUUUUAUUAGAAAACAAAUAAAAACGUUGAAUAUGGAAGAGACAGAGAAAAUGUGGACAAUGAAUUUUCCACUUUAUGUAAAUAUAUUAAUGUCAAUAAUGGCAUCUAUUGUUGCAAUUAUAUUGAUACCCAGUUUUAAAGACAAAUUUAUCAGAGCUAACCUAUUUGGUGUUGAUAUGAAUAAAAGGAAUGGCGGUAAAGUACCAGAAGCUUUAGGAGUAGUAAGUGGAUGUAUAUUUCUUAUAACUCUUUUUCUUUUUAUUCCAAUCCCGUUUACUGAUAAUAUCUUCGACAAUUCGACUUUUCCCCACCAUGAGUUCGUUGAGCUGCUGGCUGCCUUGCUGUCAAUUUGCUGCAUGCUCCUCCUGGGAUUUGUUGACGAUGUAAUAGAUCUUCAGUGGAGAUACAAACUUCUUUUACCUACAAUAGCAUCGCUUCCAUUGCUGAUGAUCUACUACGUAAACUAUAACGGCACUUUUGUGAUAGUACCAAAACCCUUGAGAGCUUGGUUUGGAUUGUCUGUAAACUUGGGUCUCCUCUAUUACGUUUACAUGGGAAUGCUGGCAGUCUUUUGUACAAAUGCUAUAAAUAUAUUGGCUGGUAUUAAUGGCCUUGAAGUAGGACAGAGUCUUGUAAUAGCCUCGAGUAUUAUUGUUUUUAAUAUAAUUGAAUUGUCUGGUGCAUUAUGGAAAGCCCAUCAAUUUUCACUCUACUUGAUGUUACCGUACUUGACAACUUCUCUAGCACUAUUCAGAUACAAUUGGUACCCGUCCCAAGUAUUUGUAGGUGACACAUUCUGCUAUUUCUCAGGAAUGACAUUUGCAGUUGUCGGAAUAAUUGGACAUUUUAGCAAAACAGUUUUACUAUUUUUCAUUCCACAAGUUAUUAAUUUUUUAUACAGCGUACCUCAGCUCUUCCACUUAGUGCCAUGUCCACGUCACCGCUUACCAAGAUUCAACAGAGAAACUGGAAAAUUAGAUCCCAGUGUCACGGUAUUCAAGAAAUCGCAGCUAAAUAAACUCGCUAGAUUAAUUAUGGGCUUAUUCCGAGUAUUCAAAUUAGUUAAAUGGCAAGAAGAUAAAGACGGAGUUGUUACAUGCAAUAACUUGACGUUAAUUAAUUUUAUUCUUAUUACUUUUGGUUCAAAGAAAGAGCCAAACUUGACUAUUAUUUUAUUAAUCAUUCAGGUGAUUUGUUCGGCCAUAGCGUUUUCAAUAAGAUAUCCAUUAGCGUCUUUAUUCUACGACGUAUGAAUGAUAACAAUUGUUAUUAUCGAUGUUUUAAAUCCGAGGCUUUCAUUCAAUGACGAAAUUCAUUGGAUCA